AGACGCGUGGUGACGGUGGUCCAGGCAGGUUGUGGAACUGGGGUGGAGAGAGUGGAAGGACCACAUUCACAAGACGGCGGAGAGUGCCGACUGACAAGUAUCUCAGACUUGUGGAUAACGUUUAACACUGUUGCAAGCGUAGUGUCAAAAUAUCGGAGCUUCCCGAUUUUCUCGAAGCUUAUGAGAAAGCGAUUCCAACUAACAACAUUGGAGGGAAGGUAGAGUGGAUUACGUUUUAGUGCGAAGCUCGCAUAUGCUGUGAAGCCAAGGGAUGGUGGAUGGAGAGCCAUGACUAAUCGUAAUCGGCGUCUCGUUCUUAUCCGUUGACAGCCACGUGAAUGCAAACUGGGUGCUAUUGACCCGUCAAAUGGUAAUGUAAUAACUCCGAUUAGGUAUUGGGUACUGGGUACUCCGAUUACAGCUAUUACUGGUUAUCAGCGUUGACUCACCUCAGUUGAAGAGGUGCUCUCGAACGUUGCACUACCAUGCGUGGUAGCCGUCCUCUAUGAGAAACACGAGGCCGAGUAGGUACAUUUAAAGGUCGAUGGUUCUGCAGACAACAGUGCAAAGUGUGAAAGAGCGUUGGUGGUUUUCUGACACAGGCAGGCAACUGUGGAUUACCGGGUAUCUCAACGUACCGUGAUGGGUUUCAAACGGUGUGUUGGCUUCAUGCAUGUUUGUUUAGUGUUUACGGUGGUAAUUAUUGUGGUAAAUAGUCAGGGACAGGAGGAUCAAGUGCAUCGGAUACGACAACGACGGGAGUCGGAGUCGCAGUCUGAGGACCUCCAGGAGGAGCAGUCUCACCCGUUACAGCAGUCUCAGCAGCAGCAGCUGCAACAUCAACGGGAAGAGCAGCAGGAACAGGAGCAACAGCAACGGCGGCAGCGGGAGCAGCAGCUGCCGCGUCAACAGAGGGAGCAUGAUGACGGACAACAGCUUCAACGGCAGCAGCAGGAGCAGCUCGACUCGCAGACGCAGGUGGAAAAUGAGGCUCGGACAUCAGUAUCGCCGUCGCCAACUGUCCAACCACGCAUCGGGCCUACCGACUCCGCAACGGAUAACUCUCAGCAGGAUCCUCACCAAGCUGAGACGGAUGGCCGACAGCAGAGGCUAACGGAAACCCAGGGUCACGACGAGGAGAUUGAUGCUUACACCACUGAGGUCGUGACUGAUGUUAGCCGGGAUCAAGAGCUGCAACAGGUAGAGGAGGGAGAAGACGAGGAAGGACAAACACAGACAGUGAGGAUAGAAGACGAAGAUUUACAGCAACAGCUAGAAGACGGAGAAGUGGUGGUCGAAGAGGAAGAAGACGAAGUGCUAUCGGACUUGCCGUCGAGCCUGCCGACCCUGCGCUGGGGCGAGGCGGCCACCAUCACCAAGUGCUGUCCGCCCGAGGAGGUGCUGGUCCGACAGACCGACGGCCAGCCGCCCACCUGCCAGCCGGUGCCGGCCGACCAGCGCUGGCGGCCACUGCUGCUCAACGGCCGCUCGGGCCAGCGCGUGGCGCCCAGCGCGCGCUCGGCGCUGGUCUCCGGUAACGUCAGCUGCGCCGGCCAGCACUUCUGGCUGGACUCGACGGCCGGGGAUCGGUUCGAGCUGCUCACCACGGGCCACCUGUACAUGCGGCGCGCCGACGCGCUGCUGGCGCCGCUGUCGUUCUGCGCCGACCGGCUGCUCUCGCGGCCGGAGCGGCCGCCGGAGGAGGCCGGACCGCCGGCGCCGCUGCGGGCCGGCCGGGCGGCGCGCGUCUGCACCCUCUCGCUGCAGGAGCGCAGCUCUCUGCUGGACGAGCACACGCUGUGGCCGGCCUGCGCGCGGCGCCGCUGCCUGCGCAAGUGCUGUCCGCGCGGCCUCAAGGUGCGCUGGCACGACCAGCUGUGUGUGCCGCAGACGGGCGAGCGGCCGUGGCGACCCGGCUUCUGGCAGCAGGCCGGCAACGUCACCGACUACCUGACCGUGGCCGGCAACCCGCCGUGUCGGGCUGACGACGGCUCCUUCCGCAAGGUGUUCGCCCUGGAGCCGGCCUACACGGACGACGACCAGUUCUUCCUGAAGGAGGACGGCCGUCUGUGGGUGCCGCGCCAGGAGGCCACCAUCCCGCUGGAGGACUUCUGUGUUGAUCAGGUGGAGUACGAGCACCCGCAGAAGCCGGGCGUCCUAAUCGACUAUCACGCGGCGAUCGUCUGUUUCGGCGAGUCGUCGGGCUCGGCGGCCGGCGCGCGCGUCUCGGCGGCCACGCACCUGUACCGCGCGCUGCUGCUGGUCUCGGCUCUGUUCCUGCUGGCCACGCUGGUCGUCUACUGCGCCGUGCCAGAGCUGCGCAACCUGCACGGCCGGUGCCUGCUCUCGCACGUGGCCGCGCUGCUGGCCGCCUACGGCUGUAACCUGGCUGCACAACUGGAGGUCGUCUACUCGAGCAUGGCCGCCUGCCAGGUCACAGCGCUGGUGAUGUACUUUUCAUUUUUGGCGGCGUGUUUCUGGCUGAACGCCAUGAGUUUCGACAUCUGGCUGACGUUCAGCCGGAUCCGCUCGGCAGCUCCGAACAGAAGUCAGACGGGCCGCUUCGUCAAGUACUCGCUGUACUGCUGGUGCUGCCCGCUGGUGCUCACAGCCGUGGUGCUCACCAUGCAGUUCGCGCCCGACUGGCUGGUGCCGCCCGAAAACUUCAUCAGGCCGCGGCUAGGAGAGCAGAGCUGCUGGUUUCCAGGGAGCCUGGAGAUGCUGGUCUACUUCCACGUCCCCAUUCUGGUGCUGAUGACGGCUAACCUCGUCUUCUUCGUGCUCACCGCCAAGAACCUUCUUCAGACCGAGAAGGAUACUCGCAUGGCCGGCAGGCAGAAGAAGGGCAUUGAGAAGUUCAAAAUCUACGUGAACCUGUUUAUUGUGAUGGGCGUGGCGUGGAUAGCCGAGGCGCUGUCCGUACACCUGGGACCUAAGGAGGUCUGGAUUAUAACGGACGUCUUCAACGCUCUGCAAGGCUUCUUCAUCUUCAUCUUGUUCACGCUCCGCCAAAACACGCGCAAUACUAUCCGCAGGCACUUCGCCUCCUCCCCGCUAUGCGGCCGCUGCUGCCCGUCCACCGUCCAUCUGCCGGGCUUCUCUUCGUCCCGCAAGACGGCGAGCACCUCCGUGCCCUCUGGGGAGGCUGGGGAGGCCUCCCAGCAGCACCGACAGCAGCAGGGGGAGGCCGGGGAGGGGUCACCAGCGCGGGAGACUGCCGCACUGUGCGGCACCGCUGCGGAUCCGGAGCAGGAGGAGGAGGUUAUCGGUAGGGAAGACGCAAGCUAAUUGGUCCGUUUAUUGAACUUUGUUGUUGCUUAUUUAUGUAAUACGAAGGAUUUAUAUUUUUGUUCAGUGUGGUUGAAGCGUCGAUGCUUCAAAGUGGUGAGAUUAUAAUUGGAAUCAUCAACUGAGUUGUUUAUUGUUUAUCGAGGUUGUUGUUUAUCGAGACUAGGCGUAGUAAA
This is a messenger RNA of Amphibalanus amphitrite, 3464 nucleotides long. Its product is annotated as probable G-protein coupled receptor Mth-like 1. Lineage: Eukaryota; Metazoa; Arthropoda; Thecostraca; Balanomorpha; Balanidae. Gene Ontology annotation, molecular function: G protein-coupled receptor activity. Gene Ontology annotation, cellular component: membrane. The record is from RefSeq and is a predicted model, not a curated record. Gene Ontology annotation, biological process: G protein-coupled receptor signaling pathway; cell surface receptor signaling pathway. The transcript has 7 exons. Bases 643 to 3288 code for a protein of 881 amino acids.